Meloidogyne enterolobii is the source of this 429-nucleotide messenger RNA. The record is from the annotation of a GenBank genome assembly. Lineage: Eukaryota; Metazoa; Nematoda; Chromadorea; Rhabditida; Meloidogynidae.
AUGCGUAAAAGAGCAACAACUAUAUCACAUGAUGGAGCUUCUUCUACCGAAAACAAAAAUGUUAUAAAAUUAGAUAAAAGAAGAACAAGUAUAGACAAUGAAAGAAUAAAUAUUGAAAAUGUUAAAAUUAAAGAAAAUUUAAUUAAAAAUAAAAGAGAGGAGGAAGAAAAUCAACAUCAUCAACUUUUAUUGUCCGCUAAAGGGUUGCUACUUCGUUGGGCUGAUCAACAACAGGGAAAAGAGGAAGAAGAAGGAAAGGAAGAAGAAAAAGAUUUUUAUAAUUAUUAUUAUUCCCCAUCAAAACCAACAACUUCAAUGCAAAGAAGAAUUUAUUCUAGAAGAGGGUCAAGAGAUGUGGGAAAUAAUAAUUCUAUGCCUUGUGGAUGGAUAAAAAAUAUGAAUAAUCAACAGCAAAAAGAAAAUGAUUAA